AUGAGUCGCUACGGAGUGGGACAGCUCGAGGUUUUCUCCUCCUCCUGGUUUCAGUCGGGGAAGCCGGCAGUCUUCUUCCCCAUUGACGCCGCGAACUCCCUCGCGAACCCAGGGAUUGGCGACCUGAUUCUCAUCUUCGAGUACGUGCCCUGUGGGCCUGUGAGCCUCCUUGGGGUGCAGGUGCCCUUCGAAGCUUUGCACGCGGGUCAGAUCUUGGUCCCGGGCAUCCGAUGCGACGCCGCCGGGAUUCCCGCUGAGAUCUGCGAGGUGACGCCUCCUCCGCGACCGAUCAAGGUCCACUUCACCGGGCGAGCAGCGGGAAAAGACACCGAUUUCUUCGAAGUCAGCGACGUGCAGUGCACCGAUGCCCCGGAUCCCUGGGAGGUGGGGCCCAACCAUUGGACCUUCGUUCCGCUGCAGUUCAAUCAGAACAAGGCCGAGCGAUCUCCUUGGGUAAGGGCCGACACCACCACGACGAACAUCGCAGACGAGAUGGGGGAGACCUUGCUGGGUGCCAGCGAGGAUGACAUAUACAUCGAGGACGAUCGAUCGAUCAGCUUGCAUCUCCAGCACGGAGUGGACCAGAUGGAGAAGGUCUUGAAAGACACCUGGAACUGCGUGAAAUUAGCCUCGGCCUUCCUGGACGGCUCCUCGCCGGAUGAGCUUUGCUUGGCCUUUGAGGGCACCCACUCCUGUGAGGCCGUCAUCGCGAAGGAGAAGGUGAUCGAGCGACGGAUCAAUGCCGGAGUGCGUAUGUUCGGUUUCAUUCUCAUGUGGCAGAGCUUCAACAUGAUGUUGCGACCGCUGACAUGGGUGCUGUCUUUCCUCUGGAUCCUGGGCACGGUGAUCUUCUUCUUGGUCCACGCCGGCACCUUCCUCUGUGCCUGCUUCUUCUCGGGCUGCACUAUGGGGACAGCGUGGAUCUUCUAUCGCCCCUCAUAUGGUCUUUUGGUGUUUUGCGGGCCUCUGCUGGUACUAUAUCUUCGGUACAUGCGGGCGACUGCGCAGCCUUUCUGA
Molecule: messenger RNA, 1017 nt
Organism: Symbiodinium sp. CCMP2456
Lineage: Eukaryota; Dinophyceae; Suessiales; Symbiodiniaceae
Source: the annotation of a GenBank genome assembly